AUGAGAAUGAUCGAUGAUGACGAUGAUGAUGUUGAAGGUAUGCUUGAUUUGUUCACAUUGCAGUGCAGAGGUAAUCGAGAUCGCGGCAAUCCCGCGAAUGAAGACCCAUUUUUCAACAUCGACGACUUGAGAAAUGCAAUCCCUGAUGAUGAACCUUAUAGUGUGCCCGGUUAUCAAUCACCGGAACAUGUAAGCAUUCAUACAGAAAAUUCAGAGGAUGGAGGUUACUUUGAUGAUCGAGUGGAUGACGAUGAAGAUUGGGGAUACAUUAAUAGGGGUAAUGUCUACAAUGCAAGAGAGUACGAAGAUGAAGAGUUUGGCUAUCAAAAUGCCAAUUACGUUGGGGAGGAUGAUUAUGGUUACGGGAAUAGAAGGAAUGGCGGUGGUCAUCAAGGGGGAAACCGAGGUGGAAAUCGGAGGGACGAUAUAAGAGAUGUUAGAAGGGAUGAGAGGCGAGAUGAAAGAAGGAAUGAUCGACGAGAUGAUAGGAGGGAUAAUCGAAGAAUGGAGGAUCAAGAAGUCAAUGGUCCUUAUCGUCGUCAACAACCUCCACAGGGAGUAAAUGACCGUUUUAGGCCGAUCGUCACCGAGAACUAUUCACCCAUUGUUUGUGAGCGAAGAAUGUUUGACUGUAAACCACAUUAUAUCAACAUACUUCCUCAUUUCAAUGGGAGGUCUAACAAUGAGCCCUACACACAUCUUGCGGAAUUUUCUUCAGUUUGCAACACUAUUGGGGGGCAUAACUUUGCGUUAGAAGAAGUUAAACUUCGCUUGUUCCAAUUUUCACUAAAGGACAAAGCGAAGCAAUGGUUUCUUACACUCCCGGCCAAUGGCAUCCGCACAUGGGGGGAAAUGCAACAAGCGUUUUUGGAUGAGUACUACUCUAUGGCAAAGACCGACGGCGCUCGUGAUGAAAUUAGGUCUUUUCGCCAAUUAUCGGGAGAAUUAUUGCAUGAAGCCUUCACAAAAUUCAAAGAAAUGAUGUGGAGAUGUCCACAUCAUCAAAUUGAGAAGUGGGAAUUGGUAAAGUGUUUUGUUCGAGGGUUGGAUGACACAACAUGGAAUCGUCUCGAGUCGACGAGUAACGGGACUCUUUUGAGCAACCAUGAAGACGAUGAUUGGGAAUUCUUGGAGCGAAUGAGUAAACGUUCGAAAGAGAAAGAGUCGGCCGAUCGAGCCAAGAAACAUCCUAUUUCCCGUUCACUUCCCGAUCUUGAUUCUAAAGAUCGGAUUUCUACUUUAGAGCGGGAAAUGGCUCGAAUGAAGAAGAAAGAAGUUAAUGCGGUCCAGUUUGAUGUGUGUGAGGAAUGUGGUGAUAUUGGACAUAGAGCAGAACAAUGUCCAACAGGACCGGAGGAAGUCAAUCAAAUGAAGAAGACAAACGAGAUUCGAGAUAAAGCACAUGAGGAAUUGGCAAAGCAAGUGGGCCAACUUGCUCAAGAGAUAGCUCAAGUGAGAGGAAGCAUGGGAAAGCUUCCAAGUGACACUACAGUGAACCCGAAGCAUCAAGGUUUUAGCACAAGCAACGUGAGGGAUGCACGCGUUAGCGCGGUAAGUAUUCUUUUAAAUGAUGAAGUUUGUAGUGUUGAAAACAUUCCACCACCACAAUUCGUUGAUGGUGUAGUGGAAAAUAUAGGUGAGGAGUCGGAAAGUGAAAAUGAACACGAAACGAUUUCACAAAGUAAAAAUGAAAACGUAACUAAAAAUUCUUUUUGUGAAAAUUGUUUAAAUCAACUUAACCUGCUUAAUGCAUCGAAAAGUGAAGAACGGUGCCCACCGAAGGACGAGGGGUGGGAAAAUUUUAAGCAAGCUAAAAUUAAUUUACCGUUACUAGAUGACAUUAAAAAGGUUCCGGCUCAUGUGGAAUGCUUAAAGGGGUUAAGCAUUGAAAAACGGCACAACAAAUUACCCAAACCGGUUGAUUUGAUGUCUCAUGUGAGUGCCGUUUUAUCGAGUGCCCUUCCCCCAAAAGCUCAAGAUCCGGGAGAUCCUCUUAUUCCAAUUCAAAUUGGAACAUUUAAAAUUGAGAGGGCGCUCCUAGAUCUUGGAGCUUGUGUGAGCAUCUUGCCCGGGAGUUUGUAUGACCAAUAUGAUUUUGGUCCAUUAAAAAAUUUUGAUACUCCCGUGGUAUUGGCCGAUCAGACUCCCACGUAUCCAAGGGGGAUGGUGGAGGAUGUGAUUGUUAAGGUGGAUGAUUGCUACUACCCAGUUGACUUUUUGGUAGUAGACUAUGUUGGGUGUGUUGGGGACACCCAACCGAUAGUCAUACUGGGUAGGCCGUUCCUGGCAACUGCUAAUGCCAUAAUAAAUUGUGCAACGGGAACGCCAAAUUAUAAACCGAGCGGAGAGAACAUUGUGAGGGAUGUGCAUGAUUUGUCGGUUUCACGGGCGAGUUAA
Messenger RNA from Helianthus annuus (common sunflower), 2397 nucleotides. RefSeq lists its product as uncharacterized. The coding region runs from base 1 to 2397 and encodes 798 amino acids. The record is from RefSeq and is a predicted model, not a curated record. Lineage: Eukaryota; Viridiplantae; Streptophyta; Magnoliopsida; Asterales; Asteraceae. Gene Ontology annotation, molecular function: nucleic acid binding; zinc ion binding. The transcript is spliced from 7 exons.